Phymastichus coffea is the source of this 5451-nucleotide messenger RNA. Its product is annotated as fibrillin-1-like. The transcript is spliced from 18 exons. NCBI's taxonomy places the organism in Eukaryota, Metazoa, Arthropoda, Insecta, Hymenoptera, Eulophidae. Bases 37 to 5424 code for a protein of 1795 amino acids. The record is from RefSeq and is a predicted model, not a curated record.
UAGAGUUAGUCGUUUAAAAACAUCUAAGCAGACAAGAUGUUAGACAAGAAGUCAAUCUUCACUUUUUACUGCGUCGCCUUGCUAUCGCUUCUAGCUGUCGGCACUACCAGCAGAUUGAACUUCGAUAGCUAUCCGGCACCCGAGAAUGGCACUUGUUAUAAAAGAGUUCCAUAUGACGAGGCUGUGAUAGCUAAUCUUACACAAGGAUUAAUAAAAACUGAAUCGACAACGCCACCAUCCGGUAUCCAAACGUGGAUAACGAUAGUAGACUGCUGUGACGGCUACCGACGUGACGAAUACACGGAAAAUUGUGAAUUCUACUGCGAAGAAGGCUGCUUUGGUGGAAAUUGUACUGGUCCUAAUGAGUGCACUUGUGAAGAUGGUUGGCGCGCUGAUCACGGUGAAUGUAAACCAGUGUGUAGGCAGCGAUGUCCUCGAAAUGCAUACUGCUUUUCGCCCAAUGUUUGCAUGUGUCUUUUUGGCUUUGAAGAGGUCAAUGGCGUUUGCCAGCCUAUUUGUGAGCACAACUGUCGAAAUGGUGAUUGCGUUGCACCUACGGAUUGUCGAUGCCAUCGAGGAUAUUUUCUGAAUGAGACGAAGCACUGCGAGCCUAUUUGUGAGAAUGACUGUCAACAUGGUUUCUGUACGGCUCCGGGCGUCUGUUCUUGUGAUCAAGCAUAUGUGAAUCAGUCAUAUGAUUCCGAAUCAUGCGUCCCGGAAUGUCCAUCCGAGUGCGUAAACGGAGAAUGUGUCAUGCCGAACGUGUGUACCUGCAAGGCUGGCUAUCAACAAAAUGAUAAUGGAACUUGCGAGGUACACUGUGAGGAGUCUUGUCCUGAAAAUGGAUUGUGCAUUGCACCGAAUCAAUGUGGGUGUAACGUAGGCUAUUUUCUAGACAAUCAAAAGAAAAGUUGUAUUAAAUUGCCUGGCAAUUAUAAUGAAGGACAAUCAUACCCUCGGGAGCCUGAACAAAUAUACGGUACGAACAAUGCUUACAACUUGCAGCCAAACCGACCUUAUAGCAAUAUUGAUAGAACUCAUCAAACACAACGGCCGAAUUAUGAUACACCUUACAAUCCGAACGGUCACAGCGGUGUUUAUCAAACGGACAAUCCAUAUAACUACGACCAAACUAAAAGUCCAGUAGAAGUUAUAAGAUUACAAGGCCAAGUUACAACACCAAAUCCUCAAGAAGAUUUUUACGGAAACUUUGGAGGAAACCAAGCUCGACCUCGACAACCUUCCACACAGCCAGCAAUAGGUGGUAGCAUAACCUACAGAACUCCUGUAAAUGAUCCAAGGUAUACAACAGCCCAUCCAUUCGCUCCAUUAGAGCCGUACCCUACUGGAAUUCCUAAUCAAGGAUCACUAGAUAUCCGUCCAGAUAAAUUACGACCGACCGAAAAACCAUAUGGACCUUAUGACUAUAAUACCCAAAGUUCAUGGAAUUUAAAUCGUAAUCCUUACGAUAAAACGAAUCUUCAGGAACAGCGAACGCCAAAUAAUUAUCCAAAUCAAAAUCAGAAUCCUUACGACCAAAAUAGAUUUUCAGGGGCAGUAAACAGACCAUACAGUCCAUAUUUUCCUACGAAUGCUCAUAAUCAAGAAGUUAAAACUGAUCAGAAAAGACCAUCAUAUGAACCACAAUUACCUUACAGUUCGCAAACGCCAUAUAAUCCGUACGCAUCCACAAAUCCUCAAGGAACGCAAGGAGUUAAAAAUCCCUACGAAAGACCAUCAUAUAGUUCAUAUAAUUCUUACUCAUCAAACUUGCCUUACAAUCCACGACCCCCGCAAGAAGGAAAUUUAUAUACCCUUACCGAUCCUCAUGCAACAUUAAGUAUUAAAACUGGGCAGAGACCAUCUACUGAUAUCUACAGUCAAUCAUCAGCAAUGCAGAGCAAUCCACAAUUAGGGGUUGGUUUCUCAUAUGGAAUUAAUCAUUUGAAUAAACAUUCGCAAAAUGGCCUACCCAUUAAUGAGCAGCAACCAAUCCAAAUCCCUCAGACAUAUUUAGUUUCUGAUACUUAUGUUCAACCAGAAAGUAAUAUUGCUGAAAUAAUUAUCGUAGAUAGUCCGCAAGCUCCUAAUAUUGAUGAAUUUCAACCAAUCUGCAAUGGGCCCUGCAUCAAUUCACAUUGUAUAGGACUUAAUUUGUGCAUGUGUGAAAUUGGUUAUAUUCCUGAUCCUAAAAAUCCUAACGGAAAUGUAUGUGUACCUAUUUGCGACAUGAAAUGCGAGGCCAUUUCUUCUUCGUUCGUCGGACAAAGAAGAGUCAGUUUACGUGUGAGUCAUUUUUCGGAUACUACUCAAACCAUGAUUUUCAAAUCAGUAUUUAUAAUCGCCGUGUCAAUAAUAUUUAAUGUUAAUGCAGAAAAAUAUGCUUCUAAUUUUGUGGUGCCGAAAAAUUGUACCGAAACUAAAACCAUUCGGACACAAAAGUACGUACCAUAUGAAGAUAUUGGUGAUUUAAAUUAUGGAUAUAUUGUUGGUAAAUCAAAAAUUCGAGUAAAGUAUAGAUAUGAGAGCAUUGAAUUAAAUCAAACACUAGCAAUUUGUUGCGAUGGAUAUCAAAAUUAUGAUGAUAAAAGGUGUAUUCCAGUAUGUACUAAAAGUUGUGGCUCCGAAGGAAUUUGUUCUUCCCCCGAUAGUUGUUUUUGCAAUGUGGGUUAUAGAUUCGAUCCAAAUUCACGAAGAUGUGAACCAUUUUGUUCUUCGGAGUGCAUAAAUGGCUUUUGCAAGUCACCCGAAAUAUGUUCUUGUUAUGAAGGCUAUCGUAUGACGGAAAAUAAUAAUACUUGUGAACCUAUUUGCGACAGUUGCACAAAUUUCGAAUACUGUGCGGAACCGGAGAUUUGCCGUUGCAUUCUAGGCUAUGGACGGGAGUCACUCGAUAGACAACUUGGAUCUGAUUUAUAUGAGCCAUGUAACCCAAUUUGUGACCGAAUCUGCAUCAACGGAAAAUGUAUCAUGCCUAAUAUUUGUAAAUGCCAUGAAACCUAUACUAAAAUAGAUCAAUUUACUUGCGAACGUAUUUAUAUUGCUUCAAAUUUUGUAAUUCGAAAAAACUGCAGUGAAAUGAAAACUGUGAAAAAAGAAAUUACGGUUCCUCGUGAAGAAAUAUAUACUGAAAAUGUUGAAGAAUAUAGUGAUGAGGAUUAUGAUUAUAACAUGAAAGAAGUAAUAAAAAUUCGUACAGUGUACAAAACAGAGUAUAUAAUAACGAAUGAAACAACCUCGAUAUGUUGUGAAGGCUAUCAGAAUUAUGAUGAACAUCACUGCCUUCCAGUUUGCAGUAGAAAUUGUGGUCCUCACGGAAUGUGCUCGAAACCAGACACCUGUAUAUGUAACGAAGGUUACAGUAUGGACUAUAACAAUAAUUGCAAACCCGUGUGUCCAAUCGGAUGCAUUAAUGGGCAAUGCACAUCUCCAAAUUACUGUACUUGUAAUGAAGGAUAUCAUAAAGUCUUACAUGACCAUAUUUAUAUUAGAUACAUUGAUACGAAAGGUACACAAACGCCAAAAUACGUGCCUUACGAAGAAAUAUACUACACGAGAAAUUGGUUGGGAUUUAAGAAAAGAAAGACGCGUCUGAACUACAGACUAGAACAGAAUCACGUAAGUCAGCACACUCGGGCAGUCUGCUGCAAUGGUUUCCAGAGUUACGGAGUGGAUCAGUGCAUCCCCGUAUGCAGUCAGAAUUGCAGUGUAAACGGCAUUUGUGCCGCACCCGAAGUUUGCCGUUGCAACGAAGGCUAUCGCAUGGACUAUGCGAAUAACAAGUGUGAAGCAAACUGCUUGAACGAAUGUAUAAAUGGCUUCUGCAUCUCGCCAAAUCUGUGCGCCUGCAAAGAAGGUUACCAAAUGCUUCCCGAUGGCUUUACCUGCGUGCCAAUCUGCCACAAUUGUUCGCCGCUCGAAUGGUGCGUCGAGCCACAUGUUUGUCGUUGCAUCAAUGGUUACACGCGAGAUCAGAUCGAGCGUGUAGACCAUAGUGACGUAACCGAGUGCAAAGCCGUCUGUGAUCAAAAAUGCAUAAACUCUGAAUGUGUCGAGCCAAAUCGUUGCGAGUGCCAUGACGGCUACGCUGACUAUGACCAAGAUGCCUUCACUUGCGAGCCUACGUGCAGAUAUGGCUGCAAAUACGGCGAAUGCGUGGCGCCGAAUACUUGUUUAUGUUAUCCGGGCCACACUUUGCGGGCUAAUCACUCAAACAUCUGCGAUCCUGUUUGCGAACAGGAGUGUGUGAACGCGGAGUGCAUUGCGCCGGAGGUAUGUUCCUGUUACGAUGGUUACGUUCCAGAUGGACCAGACACCAGCCCCAUUUGUAAACCUUAUUGCAGCAAUGCCUGCCUCCACGGCAAAUGUACUGCUCCCGAAGAAUGUACAUGCGACGAGGGGUACUUGUGGGAUCGCGCCACCACUUCUUGCAAGCCACUUUGCACGGAAACUUGCGACAUGGGAUAUUGUACGGCACCGGAAACUUGUACGUGCUUCGACAGCUACAAGCUGUCCCAAGAGAAUAACUCUACUUGCGAGCCAAUUUGUCAGGAAGCAUGCAUUAAUGGCCACUGCACUGCACCGAACGAGUGCACCUGCGAAGACGGCUAUGAAAUGAAAAAUAAUUCAAGCUCUGCCAAAUGUAUCGUCAUCUGCGAAUGUGAGAAUGGCUACUGCAACGACGAAAGCUCGGCUUGCGAAAGUUGCGUGGAAGGUUAUGAUCUGAUGCCAAUGGCUAACAGCACCAUUUGUAAAGCUCACUGCGACGGUGGCUGUGCUCAUGGUCAGUGUGUAGAACCGCAAAAGUGCGAGUGCGACGAGUAUUAUCUCGCUGAGAACGACACCUCAGGCAAUCCUGUACUAUGCAUACAUGCCUGUGACGGUGUCUGCCUCCAUGGAAAUUGCUUGAUCGACAGGCGACUCUGCGAGUGUUCGCAUGGCUGGACUGGAAGGUUUUGUGACGAGCCCACCGUUUGCGCCAUCCAUGUGACGGACAACGAUCCAUUUUAUGCGUUGUUUAACGAAUCUCACGGCUACGACGCACUCGAAAAUGCAAAUGCCUUUGAACACCCUUGGACUGGACCUAUAUGUUCGGAUGAGUGUAGAAUGAUAAGAGAUAACACUACGAUAUGUUUGGAAGAAUUCGGUGAAACCCAUUCAAAUGCGACCUGCUUCAUAGAUAUAAAUUCUCCCUGCAAUUCACACGUGGUUGUAUCCGAUACCUACCAGAGCCAAGUGAGCGCGUCCACAAUAGCGGCGUCAACGGUCAUAUCAAUCUUGAGCAUUGUGGCGGCUAUCUGCACGGCCUUGUUCAUCAGAAAAAGAAGGAGAAUCAGAACCCUCGAGAUGUCGAAAUCAGCGCAACGAAUAAAGCUGGAAGACGCGUGUUUGAUCGAAAAUGAGACCGAUGGUAUCAGUUUGUAAUAUGUAUUAAAUAACACUUCUGCGUGA